AGGGGACCCACAGAGAUCCUGUUUCAGCUGACACAGGAGGCAGGACUUUUAGGUUUUAGCCAAGUACUCUUGUCAUUGAAUAGAUUAGCUCUUCACUGAGGAAAAGGAAGCAGCUAAAAAAAGGGGCGAGGGUUGGGAUCCAUAACUAGUUAGACGAUAGAUGGCAGCACAAAAAGCUUUUGUUAUGACACUUGGCCUAUACCAGAAAGACUGUCUUAGGGCCAAACUUUGCGCUAUGUAUGACAACAUUUUGCAGACUUUUAGAACAGGAAGUAAAAAGCCACACAGAAGCCACUGGAAACUUUUCCACUGACUAACAAGACGAUAGUACUACCUUAAAUAAAGCUCUUGCCAAGACUCUUAUCACGGCCUUUGCAUAGUAGCUGAAAGUUGAAGUGAUGACAGCAGAUAAGGGUGUUAGCCUUUGAAGCUCAUUGGCUUUUACUGUGGAAAUUUUCCCCCCUGAAAGUCAGUCAUUUAGAGAUAGAGACCACAUAUUUCCUGAACUCAUACACAGUUAGUAAGGCUGGGGAAAGGAAGAGGAAAGAGGAAGCAGAGGAACAAGAGCACCCUUUCAGCCAAAUACAUCUUCCUAACUUUUCCUGUUGACCCCUUCUGCAGUAUCCAUAGCUUCAGCAGGAUUAGGCUCAUGUUCCUGGCGACCUUUUUUGCCCUUGAGGAAACAAGAGGGAAAACAAAAUGAGACCAAAGAAUUAACCUGCUAUCCCUCCUUGUCUUGGAACGGUAAGAAAAGUUCAACAUCGCACGUGGUGAGCUUGAAGUAGUUGUGGCUAUUUCAGCUGUUCAGGCUUAUAUUUUAAACCACCUUAUUGUAACUUGAGGAGAAAGGACACCCGUGACUUGAAGUAUUCAGAGGGAUUCCCAAGCAACUUGUCACUUUCCAUGCCGAUACUUUUCAAUGUCGUAGCUCAAACAGGUCUUUCUGGUUUCCAGCCAGGUGAUAAUAGCUGAAGAAGUGAUUUUGUAUGUAUUUAUCCACAAACAUCACAACAAUAAAAUCCCUUCCUUGGGAUUUUAUUUUGUUCCUGGAGUAUAAUGUAAAGAAGGAGCUGCCCCAAAGCUUUGUGAAGGCUGAGCUCGGCUAAGCUGAACAAAUUUUGGAAAAUCACCUCGGAACUCUUUUGUGGAGGAGGAAGAGGAAGACAGGAAACACAAGUGGCAUAGCAGUAACUUCAAAGUACCUUAAACUCUGAAAUGCGCAGCUGAGAGUGAGAACCACCUGCAUUCCUGGAUUUCUCCCUGCCCUCUUGCUUCUUGAGUAUGGGUUAGUGGCUUUUCAUCAUGGUGGUGACCCAGCUGCAAUUGGAGCUGUGUUUCCAUGGAAAGAAACUGAGAGGUUUCACCUGUAAGUUCUUCAGAUCAGCUACUGGAUUUCUUCCAGAAACAUCCUUCUCCAUUGCAUCACAGAUCUUGGUGCCAUUCUUAUUGGCAGGUUUUGGCAUGGUAUCUGCUGGCCUGGUGAUGGAUAUUAUUCAACACUGGAUUGUGUUUAAGAAAAUCACAGACAUAUUUAUCCUGGUCCCCGCCCUGAUUGGCUUGAAGGGCAAUCUUGAAAUGACCUUGGCAUCUAGACUUUCUACUGCUGCUAAUACUGGACAGCUGGAUGAUACCCAGGAACAGUGGAAAAUGGCUACCUGUAAUUUGGCCUUGAUUCAGGUACAGGCCACAGUGGUUGGACUCCUGGCAUCUGUCGCGGCCCUCCUCCUCGGGGCAAUCUCCAGGGGGCACGUGGAGCUGAGUGAGGCAGCCGUGCUGUGUGCCAGCAGCGUGACGACAGCAUUCAUAGCUGCCCUCUCACUUGGUCUGGUAAUGAUUGGCGUAAUCAUUGGUGCAAGAAAGAUAGGGAUAAAUCCAGACAACGUUGCCACCCCCAUAGCAGCAAGUCUUGGAGACCUGAUAACUCUUGCCCUGCUGGCUGGAAUCAGCAGCACCCUCUACAGAUACAGAGAUGAGGGAUAUAUUUCUCCCUUGCUCUGCAUCAUCUUUAUCAUUUUGAUUCCCCUGUGGGUUGCUGUUGCCAAACAGAGUGCGCCCAUUGCUGAAGUCUUGAGGUCUGGAUGGCAGCCAGUCAUUGUUGCAAUGACCAUCAGCAGCAUUGGAGGACUAAUCUUGGACAAAACUGUGACUGACCCCAACUUUGAAGGCAUGGCUGUUUUCACCCCUGUGAUCAAUGGUGUUGGUGGCAAUUUGGUAGCCAUCCAGGCCAGCCGCAUUUCCACGUUUCUGCAUUUCUGGAGCUUGCCUGGAGUCCUGCCAUACAAGAUGAGGCAGCACUGGCCUAAUCCAUGCACCACUUUCUUCGGUGCAGGGGUAAAUUCCAGAGCAGCUCGCGUCCUGAUCCUGUUAGUGAUCCCAGGGCAUCUGGUGUUCCUCUAUAUCAUCAGUUUGUUUAAGGCAGGCCAUAUACCAUUGUCCGUCACUUUCGUGAUGUUUUACUUGCUGGCUGCUCUCCUGCAGGUGAUAAUUCUGCUCUACAUGGCUGACCUGCUUGUGCGGCUGAUGUGGAGAAAGGGUCUGGAUCCUGACAAUUUCUCCAUCCCCUACCUCACUGCAAUGGGAGACCUCCUGGGCACUGGGUUUCUUGCACUUUGCUUUCAUGUGGUUUGGUGGUUCAAGGGCUUUUCUUGAAGAUGAAACUGAGAAACUCAGGGGACUUCUGCUACAGUGCUGACCUGCCUACUGCUAAUGACAAGCAAAACUUUCACUAUGGUGCUUUUGAUACGGUCCAACAGGGUAUUGAAAAAGAGGACUUCCAGGUCCUUAAACUGGAAUGGAUUGGAUAUCCCUUUCUUUUGACUUUGACAGUGCAUAGCUGGAAAGUUUGAAAUAAAUUAUCUACCAAUGAAGUAGUAUCAACAGGGACUUCAGCUUUGAAGUGGCAGCAGUAUCUAUCAGUGAAGGAGUUGUGAUACACUCUACUCCAACCUCCCUCUCAGUUGGUUAAGUGUUAUUGAAAAGGUCUGGUCAGCCAGGUCCAAUGGACUCUGAAAAGUCCAUUGACAUGAAUGCGGGGAGGCUAUCUCUUGCGAUUUAGAUUAUGUCCUAGAUGAGGAUGUUGCAUUGUCUCUGCCACCAGAGAAGACAUUUUACUGCCUGUCUUUCUUCCACAAGGUCUCAUAGAAAAAGAGAACUAUAUCUAGGGCUGUUCACACACUACACCAAAAAAUCCAAAACGGACACUAGAAAAACCAAAGCUUUGUGCUUCCAUAGCUCAGAUUCUGUUUCACAGUGGCCUAUUCAUAGUAAUAAUACACAUGGGCACAUUUGUAUAUUUUGCCCUACAUUUCAUUAUGAUUGCAUGUUUAUGCUUUAUUUCAGCUUUUGCAGCAUUUUGGAACUGUUGGGAUUGUGGUAGUAGAAAGAGUAUUAAUUGGAAACUGGCAAAAGAUAGGCAGUUUAGCUGGAAGCCAAGAAACAGACAUAGUAGUGCCACUACUGAAGCCUUUUAUUGGCGUUUUGCAUGCUUUCAAAUAUAUUUACGCAUCUAUAAAAUCCUGAGAAAUAGAGCAAUUUUGUAAGCAAGGCAGGAGAAACAGGAAAGGAAGUAAUUUCCUGUUUAUCCAUAUCUCUGUCUUGUCCUAAUGGAACAUUCUCAUGCUCUGCAGAGGUGUGCAAUAUGCCUCCACAUCAGGUAUCAUCCUAGAUGGAGGUGAAAUACAAAAGUUCUAUUUUGGACAAGACAUAUGCUGAAGAGGAAGUUUCAAAGUGAGAAUGAGGCAGCUGAGCUUCCAACCCCCCCACCCCCCCCCCAUGUCAGUGUCAAAUCUGAAGCGGCUGUCAGAGUAUGCAUAUGUUUGCGCAUAAAGACUUGUCGAGAUGAACAGCCCUGAUCAUAGAAUUGGUAAAUGCUUUAAAAAAGAACCCAGGCAGUCCGUUUCAGCAUACUCCAUAUUGGACCAUAGCUGAUUUGGAGUCUCAUCUAGGGUAGGGGGGAGUUUUCCCUGUCCUGGAUGGAGUUCAAUGGCUGACAUACUGAGAAAUGUUCAGUGUGUGUCGUAAUGUAAUGUGCAUGCAGUUGUGUAAAUGCAGUCUUACACAAAUGCGGCCUUGCACAAACAGAGUUUGUGUGAUUGUAUAGACAUUGGAAAUAAUGGCUGUUCUUUCACGCAACCGCAUUUGUGCAAUUUUUGAGCACACCUGUGCAACUGUGUGCAUGUUGCAUUAAAACACUCAUUGAAUUUUUCACAUGUCAGCCAUUGUUCUUAAGACUCUGCCGGGAAGAACAGGUCUUCUCUUCUCAGUCCUUUAAGAGUUCUGUGCCAGAGAGAAAAUUGGCCAUCAUCUGCUUAAACCAACCUUCUUAGGGCAGGAAAGUUUCACCCUGAUGCAGAGUUCUUAAAGCCCAAUAAGCUUUUGCUUAAGGGGGCCCUGACCAAUAGAAAGCCAGGGAGACUGAAGGGUAGAAUUUCACUCUGCCCUCAGCAUCUGUGCCUAGUUUGGUAAGAUUUGGAUUCUAUGCUUUUUGUUUUAGAACGUCAAAACUGAUAGCAGUUGUAUGGUUUAUAGAAAGAAAUACACAUACAAUAAAAUGUUUUUAAAAAUG
Messenger RNA from Hemicordylus capensis (graceful crag lizard), 4564 nucleotides. RefSeq names its product solute carrier family 41 member 3 (gene SLC41A3). The coding region runs from base 1303 to 2649 and encodes 448 amino acids. NCBI's taxonomy places the organism in Eukaryota, Metazoa, Chordata, Lepidosauria, Squamata, Cordylidae. The transcript has 11 exons. The record is from RefSeq and is a predicted model, not a curated record. Gene Ontology annotation, biological process: monoatomic cation transport. Gene Ontology annotation, molecular function: monoatomic cation transmembrane transporter activity. Gene Ontology annotation, cellular component: plasma membrane.